AUGUCGAUUGACUUCCCCGCGGAAGAAGAGCUCGUGCUCUCUCGGUGGAGGGAGAUUGAUGCGUUCAAGCGCCAGGUCGAACUUUCUAGCGACAAGCCUCGAUACUCUUUCUUCGACGGUCCACCUUUCGCUACUGGAUUGCCUCACUAUGGCCAUCUGCUUGCCUCCACUAUCAAGGAUGUUAUCCCCAGGUAUUGGUCUAUGAAGGGCUACCACGUCGAGCGUCGCUUUGGCUGGGACACCCACGGCGUGCCAAUCGAGUAUGAAAUCGACAAGAAGCUCGGUAUGUCCGGUCUGCAGGCCGUGCAGGAGAUUGGUAUCGAAAAGUACAACGAGGAGUGCCGCGCAAUUGUCAUGCGUUACUCUACGGAAUGGCGUCAGACCAUCGAGCGUCUGGGUCGUUGGAUCGACUUUGACAACGACUACAAGACCAUGAACCCCUCUUUCAUGGAGUCGGUCUGGUGGGUGUUCAAGGAGCUCUUUGACAAGGGCCUCGUUUACCGUGGAUAUCGUGUUAUGCCCUACUCGACUGCUCUCAACACCCCUCUCAGUAACUUCGAGGCGCAACAGAACUACAAGGAUGUUCAAGACCCCGCUAUUGUGGUAACUUUCCCGUUGUUGGAUGAUCCCGAGACCUGCCUGCUUGCAUGGACCACCACCCCGUGGACACUUCCUUCGCACACCGGCCUUUGUGCCCACCCCGCUUUCGAAUACGUCAAGAUUUACGACGAGGCCACGAAAAAGAACUACAUUCUGUUGGAGGCUCUUCUUCGAACCAUUUACAAGGACCCCAAGAAGGCCAAAUUCAAGAUUGUCGACCGCAUCAAGGGUUCUGAUAUGCUGGGAUGGAAGUACACACCUCUCUUUGACUACUUCUAUGACGAGUUCAAGGAUUCUGGCUUCCGGGUUCUGAACGAUGAAUAUGUUACCGCCGAGGACGGUGUGGGUAUUGUCCACCAAGCCCCUGCCUUUGGUGAGGAGGAUUACCAAGUUGCUGUGAACCACGGUGUUAUCAACGAGACCCGCCUUCCCCCCAACCCCGUCGAUGCCCAAGGUUGUUUCACCGCUGAAGUCCGGGACUUCGUUGGUCAGAAUGUCAAGGCCGCCGACAAGGGUAUCAUUAAGCUCCUCAAGGGCAACGGCCGUGUCCUUGUUGACAGCCAGAUUACUCACAGUUAUCCCUUCUGCUGGCGAUCCGACACCCCUCUCAUCUACCGCGCUGUUCCAUCCUGGUUCGUGAAAGUAAAGCCUAUCAUUCCCGACAUCCUUGAGGGAAUUGAAAAGUCCCACUGGGUUCCAUCCAAUGUCAAGGAGCGCAGAUUCGCUAGCUGGAUUCGCAAUGCCCACGACUGGAACGUUUCUCGUAACCGUUUCUGGGGCACACCCCUGCCCUUGUGGGUCAGUGAUGACUUCAAGGAAGUUGUUGCCAUCGGUAGCAUUGAGCAGCUCCGCGAACUGAGCGGUUACGAGGGCGAGCUCAACGACAUCCACCGUGACAAGGUCGACCACAUCACUAUCCCCAGCAAGCAAGGCAAGGGUGUCCUUCGCCGAGUCUCUGAGGUCUUCGAUUGCUGGUUCGAGAGUGGUGCUAUGCCCUACGCCAGUCAGCACUUCCCCUUCGAGAACAAGGAGCAAUUCGAGGACAGCUUCCCCGCCGACUUUAUCGCCGAGGGUCUCGACCAAACCCGUGGUUGGUUCUACGUGCUUUCAGUUAUCGGAGUCCACUUGCGCAACAAGUUGCCCUACAAGAACGUUGUUGUUAACGGCAUCGUUCUUGCUGAAGACGGUCGUAAGAUGUCUAAGCGUUUGCAAAACUACCCUGACCCAACGCUGGUGAUGAACUCUUACGGAUCAGAUGCUCUUCGCCUAUACAUGAUCAACUCCCCUGUCGUUCGUGCUGAACCACUUAGGUUCAAGGAAUCAGGUGUCAAGGAGAUUGUCGGCAAGGUCCUUCUCCCUCUGUGGAACAGCUACAAGUUCUUCGAGGGCCAGGUCGCGCUCCUCAAGAAGACCUCUGACGUUGACUUCGUCUUCGACCCGACCGCAGAGAGCACCAACGAGAACGUCUUCGAUCGAUGGAUCUUGGCCAGCACUCAAAGUCUGCUCAAGUGGGUCAACCAGGAGAUGGCUGCAUACAGACUCUACACUGUUGUGCCUCGACUCCUAGAGCUCAUUGACAACACCACUAACUGGUACAUCCGCUUCAACCGCAAGCGUCUCAAGGGCGAAAACGGCGUCGAGGAUACCCUGCACGCCCUCAACACUCUCUUUGAGGUUCUCUACACCCUUGUCCGAGGCCUUGCUCCCUUCACACCUUUCCUUACCGACAACAUCUACCAGCGCCUCCUCCCUCACAUUCCCGAAUCCCUGCGUGGCGCUGACAGCCGCUGUGUUCACUUCCUUCCCUUCCCUGAAGUGCGCGAAGAGCUCUUUGAUGCCACUGUGGAACGCCGUGUCUCCAGAAUGCAAAAGGUCAUUGAGCUGGGACGUCUGAGCCGCGAGCGUCGUGCCAUUGGUCUGAAGACCCCUCUCAAGUCCCUUGUCGUGAUCCACAAUGACCCCGUUUACCUUGACGAUGUCAGGUCGCUCGAGAGUUACGUCUGCUCCGAGUUGAACGUGCUUGAGCUUGAGCUUUCAUCUGAUGAGGUCAAGUACAAGGUCGACUACUCCGUUGUGGCUGAUUGGCCUACCCUGGGCAAGAAGCUGAAGAAGGAUGUGCAGAAGGUCAAGAAGGCUCUGCCCCUGCUCUCCAGCGAUGAUGUGAAGGGAUUCCUUCUCAACAAGAAGAUCCUCGUCGAUGGCAUUGAGCUUGUUGAGGGCGACCUCGUUGUCAAGCGUGGAAUCAAGGAGGAUGAAAACAGCAAGGGCUUUGAGACGAACACCGACUCUGAUGUUUUGACCAUCCUCGAUGCCAACCUAUACCCCGAGCUGGCUCACCAGGGCCUGGGCCGUGAGAUCAUCAACCGUAUCCAGCGUCUUCGCAAAAAGGCUGGUCUGGUCCCCACCGAUGACGUGAAGAUGGAGUACACUGUCAUCUCAGACCCCGAUAACAUUGGUAUCAGCGAGGCUUUCAAGUCUCAGGCCUCUGAGAUCGAGAAGGUCCUCCGACGACCUGUUGACCAGAGUGAUCUCUCCGUCGACAAGCUACCGACCGGCGAGGAGGAAGGUACUAUCUCCCAGGAGGAGCAAGAAGUGCAGAACGCCACCUUCUUGCUGCGCAUUCUCAAGCUCUAG
Messenger RNA from Penicillium olsonii, 3234 nucleotides. The record is from the annotation of a GenBank genome assembly. Lineage: Eukaryota; Fungi; Ascomycota; Eurotiomycetes; Eurotiales; Aspergillaceae.